Molecule: messenger RNA, 1908 nt
Organism: Phycodurus eques (leafy seadragon)
Lineage: Eukaryota; Metazoa; Chordata; Actinopteri; Syngnathiformes; Syngnathidae
Gene: moxd1l
Product: monooxygenase, DBH-like 1, like
Exons: 13
Biological process (GO): octopamine biosynthetic process; norepinephrine biosynthetic process; dopamine catabolic process
Cellular component (GO): secretory granule membrane
Molecular function (GO): dopamine beta-monooxygenase activity; copper ion binding
Source: RefSeq, a predicted model, not a curated record
UCCGACGAUGAUGAUGAUGUUGAGGGAGUUGGCAGAGGCUGUAGUUUACGGAUUGGGGGGGCCGGCUAUUGUCUGCGUCACGUGGGUUCAUCCGGCUCCGCGGGUGUGUCGAGAGGGCGGUAGGGUAUUCGGCUACCGAGCGCACGUCGGCCUCAGCGGAAAACCCUCGGGCCUCAGCGAGACGUCAUGCUCGCUCUGCUUCCCGUCCUGCGCUUGGCGAGUCUGCUCUGGACCGGAGCGGCCCAGGCGUGGGAUCCCGACCUGCCCUUCGUGGACUACCUGGACCACGAGCGCCUGGUCUGCGUCAAGUGGGGAUUCGACGACGCGCGCGGGAACGUGACGUUCAAAUUCAUCGUCAACACCACCGGCUGGAUCGGCUUCGGCCUGAGUCCCCACGGAGACAUGACGGGGGCCGAUCUCGUCAUGGGGGGGGUUGGGCCCGGCGGAACCUACUUCAAAGAUUAUUAUUCCGCAGAAAACUCCUACCCCGCGGAGGACCGGCAGCAGAGCUACACGCUGCUGUCGCUCACCGAGAGCCAAGGUCAAACUCUCAUGACCUUUUCCAGGGCCUUCCAAACGUGCGAUGAGCAAGACCUCCCCAUCACCGCGCAACCCAUGAAACUGAUAUACGCUUAUGGAGCUACGGAUGAGAUCGGGUUCCAUGCGGGUCUCGCCGGUACCAAAGAACUCAACCUGCUGAAUUUUGUCCCCAGAACCACUGUAACAAAUGGAAACUAUAUCAGUGCCACAAUGGAGAAUAUCACCAUCCCCGCGCAGGACACUUAUUACCACUGCAAGGUCAUGAAGCUUCCGACCUUGAUUGCCAAGCAUCAUAUAGUUCAGAUGGAGCCCGCGAUUGAGCACGCUGACAUGGUGCGCCGCGUGCUGCUCUCCAGCUGCCCGCCGUACGUGACCACGGCCUACGACGGCCAAUGCUACCGGGGCCACUCGGGCGACCACUGCUUGGGGAUCGUGGGCGCGUGGGCCGUCGGAGGCCAGAUCUUUGAGCUUCCGGAAAACACUGGCAUUCCCAUCGGAGGCGGGGACGGUGCCGCAUUUUAUAGACUGGAAAUCCACUACAGCAACCCAAACGGCGAAUCGGGCAGGACCGACAGUUCGGGUCUGAGGCUGCACUACACGGAUCAACUGCGGCCGCACGACGUCGGCGUCCUGUCCGCGGGCGUCUCGCCGUCUCGCCGCAUCGACUACGACAUCCCUCCUCGAGCUGCUAAAUUCCGCACCUACGGCGUGUGUAACACCAGUCUGUUUUCUCGGAUCAUUAACCCCGUGCCGGAUCUGCAUGUUUUUGCCGUAACGAUGUACACUCGUUCGGCCGGGAGGGAGGUCCGAGUCGGACAUUUCAGAAAUGGAGAGCAAAUAGGUUUCCUCGGCGUGAAUCCCAACUAUGACUUCAACUUGCAAGAGGUUUCCAGAUUGGGAAGCAUCGAGACCAUCGAGCCGGGAGACGAUCUUGUGGUGGAGUGCUCCUACGGUACUUCUGAUAGGACAGCAGCCACGCAGAUGGGAUUAGCCGCCACCGACGAGGUGUGCCUGGCCUUCCUGCUCUUCUACCCCAAAAUCGAGAUUGUGACAUGCGUCAGCCAGCCCAAUGUGACAAACCUGAACCACCGAUUCCCUGUGGGAGGCUCUGUUUCAAACCAAAAGGAAAUCGAGGAGUACGAGAGCGCGGUGAAGAACCUGUGGCAAAUUGAAAUUGCAUUCGCGAAUGACAGUCAGUUCCACAUUUACCCGCACGGCAAUGUCAGGGAUAUGAUGGAGAAGCCAACGUUCCGCUGCGAGCAUACAGUCAACGCAGCAAACAAGUGCACAUCCUGGAUUUGGAAUCACGCAUCAGUCCUGCUUGCGUUUGUCUGGAUCGCUCUUUUCUGAAGAAACCACUGAUGCGAA